Molecule: messenger RNA, 1012 nt
Organism: Fomitopsis serialis
Lineage: Eukaryota; Fungi; Basidiomycota; Agaricomycetes; Polyporales; Fomitopsidaceae
Exons: 3
Coding region: 70-876 (268 amino acids)
Molecular function (GO): protein binding
Source: RefSeq, a predicted model, not a curated record
CGACUCAUUGGCUGUGUUCCUUAUGUGUUCCUUGCCUCUAGCUCGUACGUCUGUCUGAUCGAGGGCGCCAUGGCUGCACGCAGCAGAAUGCGAGAGUUAGGGAGCGAGCUGCGGGCAACCCCCUUUGUCAGCAUGCUCCCCAAUGAAACCUUCAUCGAAAUCAUCCGUCUCGCCAGUGCCGACUCGGAUGGAUGGUGCGACAACACGAUGGUAUUGGCCAGAUCCAUGGGCGUAUGCCGCUACUGGAGAGACCUCAUCAUCAAUACGCCACUCUUAUGGACCAGAAUCGAGUUGUCGAACAACACGCAAUACAUACGGCAAUUCCUGGCCCGCUCAGGCAGCGCGAGUAUCACACUAUCCUGUCCAUAUCUACGGCGGACGCGAUUAUCAGUGCUCGCCCCUCUGCUCGAGCCGCAUUACGCGCGGGUCGCACGUACGGACUUCCGGUUCUUCGACGACGAAGACGCUGCUACACUGCCGGCGAUGCUGAGUUCCUUCUUACCCUGCCUGGCAUCAAUUUCCCUCAGGCUGUACUCUUUUAUUACUCUACGGCAACGCUACUGCAUGCGAUUGGAAUCGAGACAUCUCCCGAGUCUCCGGAGCCUAUCCCUUGAAAGGUUCACCUUGGAUCUGACUCCAGAUUUCCCGCUGUCGCGCCUGGUAACGCUCAGGCUCUCCCUCGUCGAUCUCCCUGGUGAUCAUCAAUGCCUCGUCACUUUCCUCGAUAUGCUAGAAGCAUGCAAGUCGUUGGAGAACUUCUCCUGGGGGAAAUCCGGCUUCAAAAACUACUGUGAGCUCUGUGAGCACGGAGCAAGAGCAGACCGCAUUAUACCACUGCACCAGUGCUCGCCUCUCGCUGGAUACACACCUCUUUGAUCUGAAUCGUGGAGGGGAGAUCAAGCGCCAGAUCCCCACACUCCACGACAUCUUGCCACCUCACACGAUGUCGGGCAUGCAGUUUAUGUCAAACGCGCGGCACGUCGUGAUAUGGGCCUCCUCCUACGACGAGAUA